Messenger RNA from Poecilia reticulata (guppy), 6999 nucleotides. It is a transcript of the gene nyap1, whose product is annotated as neuronal tyrosine phosphorylated phosphoinositide-3-kinase adaptor 1. Gene Ontology annotation, biological process: neuron projection morphogenesis; phosphatidylinositol 3-kinase/protein kinase B signal transduction. The record is from RefSeq and is a predicted model, not a curated record. Lineage: Eukaryota; Metazoa; Chordata; Actinopteri; Cyprinodontiformes; Poeciliidae.
AACACGUUGAUGACACCAUUGUUUGACAUUUUUGCUCAAGCUAUUUACGGAUCUUUCAAGUUUUCGAUAUGUGUCCCCCCCAAUGAUAAACUUGUUCCUACGCCCUUGGUCAUACAUUAAAAUAAUAGAAGAUGUCAUAGCGCUGCAUUUAUAAAUGCAGACAACUUCUCUUCUGUAUAGAAGUUUUUUAAAACAAUUCAGUCGUACAGCUAGAUAGUUUAUUCAACAAACUCGCUAAGCUAGUAACACGCAGCUAAUACCACUAAAAGUAAAAAACGGUAAAAAUAUAAAAAUGGAACCAUCACAAUGAUGCGACUGUACUUGUAUAGCAAGUAGGAAUUUAAAAGCUCAAGACAAAAUGUAUUUAGUAGAUGUAAGACUGGAAAUUACUGAUGCCAGUUGAUAAAAUCAAGUGCAACCAGUUACAUAAAAACACACUGAAGUUUGGGAGGUCAAGACGAAACAGUGUAGAGACGUUCGAGGGAACUUUGUUUGUUUCCAAAUCCGAGGUUCUUGAGUUUCCUGUUAGAUAUUUGGACUUUAUUAGAACGUCUCUUUCAUUGGUUUUGAUUUAUCUGUUCUAGUCUUGUUUUCAAACUGGUUUCCACAUAACAGUCAGACCACAAAGAUCCACAAAGAUCACCACCAUGUUCCUCCAAACAAUCCAAUUCAUUGUCAAGAAGACAUUUUUAGCUGGAGUCUGAUUAAGAUAAAGAGCCAUGUGAAAAGCCCUCCAAACAGCUUAUUCUUCUUGCCUUCUGGCUUUCUUUUGUUUUUUAUUAUUGAAAAAUCACAUAUGAGAAGGCUAUUGAUCUUCUGAUUUAUCUCUACCUUAGCUACAGCAGAUUGCUGAUUUAAGCCGCAAUAAAGGGAGGGCAAAUAAAAAAAGGUAUAAGCCCUGAUACUCUUUGAAGAGCCGUCUUUGGUCUCGUUUUGAAGCUUCUGCCAUUAGAAGAAACAAGGGGAGGAGGAAGAAAAAAGAGAGCUCUUCAAGCAGCGAGAAGGGAGAUGCUCAGCCUCUGUCCUGAGCUAAAUUUGGCCUUCGAGUAUCUAUGUCGAUUGCAAGGAGUCACUAGAACAUCUCCACAGGCAUUCAAGGGCACAAACAUUCUUGAGGAGAUGCAAAUGAACUCUGGCGCUUCAGCACACAUAUUAGAGCGCAUGCAUGUGCGCAAACUGCCUCACACAGGAGGGGAAGAUAAGAGCCGGCGUAUUCCCUCAGAGAUGAGCAGCCUCAGCGCUCCUUCUGUUGAUGCUCACGAAGUUUAAUGCAAACAGCCAGCUCCCAUUGCCUGGCACUCUGGUUCUGUGUGGGCAUUGUACGUCUCGUCUAUCUUAAAAUGUGUCAUUUUAGGCAAAGUAGUUAGAAAUGUAAAAAUGAUGCAUGUUUUUUUUUUUUGGUUGUAGAGCCAAGUGUUUUGGGUUACGUCUGUACCUGCAUUAGCCAUCGAGAUAUUGAAGGUGUUCCACAUUCAGAUUAGCUCUGGCUCAGUCUGUGUCUCUGAAAUUCAAUUUUCAAGUCUUACGAAAGAUUCUUUCUUGAAAUUAGUUGUGCACUUUGGACCAUUCCAACACAUGAAUUUGAUUUGAUGGAAACAAUUACACUGUAGCUCUGAAGCUUAACCCUUGCCCCAAGUUUGCAGGAUAUUACGUUUCUUCUUCAUUCCUUGCUCUGUAUUUAGCACUGUCCACAUUUCUAUUAAUUUGGACCAGAUUUCCUGUCUCUACUGCAGAGAAGCUUCCCCACAGCAUGACGAUGGCACCACUAUGGCUCACUGUGUGGGUGUUGUUUACAAGCUCCACUCAGAACGACCCGUCGGCUACCGUGGGAAAAGUUCGAGACUUGGCUUCCUUCCGACGGCACUUCCGGAUGGGCUUCAUGACCAUGCCGGCCUCCCAGGACCUGUCCCCUCACACCUGUGCCUCGGCCAUGGCGCCCCGCUCGCAGUCCUGCCACGCUGUUGGUGCGGGGGAUACGAGCCUCGAGAAUGGAGAUUACUCUGACACCCAGUCGCAGCACGGUGGCCGCUGCCCCCCGGCCAAACCCAAACGCCAUCCAAGUACCCGCCUGAGCUCCUCGUCUGCUGACAGCAGAGGACCUCCUGAGACCCCGCCACCCUCUUCAAGCUCCCACUCACAAGGAAAACAUUCAGAGAAGAAAAAUUCAAUGAAGAAGUCCGACUCUGGGGAGAUUGGAGCAAAGAAGGUGCCUCCUUUGAAACCCAAAAGGAGUCCCAGUACCCAGCUCACCUUUGAGCCCCUUCCUCCACGUGUGCCUCCUUCUGCCACCCCCUUGCCCUUCCAGGCAGCAGACUCUCAGAUUCAGACAGGAGAUGGAGAGGAUGAGCCAGUCUAUAUAGAGAUGGUGGGCCAAGUGUUCACCAGAGAGAGCCAGACUGCCACACCCCACCCUGUCACUCCCGUGGCCACCACGCCCGACUCUGACUCAGACCAGAGUGAAGCGAUCUACGAGGAGAUGAAAUACCCACAUCAGGAGGACAGAGAGUCCCAGAGGCAUCUCCCGCCAAAGCAUGAGAAGCUUAAAGCCUCAAAGCACUACCACGUCACCACCUCAUCCUCCAGUAGUUCUUCUUCUCUCCCUCGCCCUUCAUCUUCUUCUCCGUCCUACUCCAAACCCAAAGCUACGGUGUCCAUCUCCCAUUCUUCUCCGCUGCCUUCCUCUGCAUCCUCCACUCCUGUACCCCAGGUCCUCUCCACCAGUCCCCACACACCACGAGCUCCAACUCCUUAUCUGUUGCAAGGAGGUAAAUCCGAAUCCGAGUCCAACACGAAGAUCCCGGCACCGUUCCCCAAUCUCCUGCAGCACCGACCCCCACUGCUAGCCUUUCCUCAGCCUGCAGCUGCCUCCAGCGGCGUUGGGGUUCAAAACAAGACAUCCACCUGUGCUAAAACUCAAACAUCCACUGCUACAGCUCAAGCCAGCACCUCCUCAUCGGCUUCUUCUAAUGUUUCCACCUCCCUGUCAGGGUCCAAGGAAUCAUCAGGUGGCACGUCACAGCAGGACAAAUACAGCCGAGACUCCCAGUUAGGCCCUGCUCCCGGGCUGAGAGCCAGGAGCCACUCCACACCGCUACCUCCCUCCUCCAAAUCCACUUCCCCUUUCUCCCAUCACCACCACCAUCCUCACCAUCGCCCCUCGCACUAUCAUCACUACCGCAAGCCAGACAGAGGAGACUCCCCUGCUCCGACCAAGAGCAGCUCUCAGUCAUCCAACCAGGCAACAGUCCAGACGCAAACCUCAUGUACGGGCAAGGAGGGCAAGAGUGUGAGCUUCCUCCUAAAGUCUGACAAAGGAGAGCGGGAUAAAGACCGGGACAGAGGUAGAGACAGGGACAAGGAGCGAGAUAGAGACAAGGACAGGGACAGGGACAGGGACAGAGACAGGGAUAAGGACAGAGAGCGAGACCGAGAAAGAGAUAGAGAUAGAGACAGAGAUAGAGACAGAGAUAGAGAUAGAGAUAGAGAUAGAGAUAGAGAUAGGGAAGGAGGGCCACACUCAUUACCGAUAGAGAGCAUUACCACCACUAGCAGCCAAACACCUCAAAGCAGCACCAGCUCCACUCCUACGCCACUAUCCUCUUCCCAGCGUCCUCAUUCUCGCCCACACCUCCGCUCUCACACACCCCACGGUCUGCCAGCAUACAAGCCGCCCUCCUCAGACAGCCCGCUGCUGUGGACCUACCCGUCCAGUGGCUUCCGGAGACCGCCGGCCUAUGAGAGCUUGAGAGCCAGCUCUCAGACGCCGUCUCUACAACAGCCUUUAAGUCUUACUGGUGUGGGCGAGGGGUUGUCCAAGAGCAACAGCGGGUCCUCAUCGCAGUCAAAAGUUGGCUUCAUGCCCUGGGACAGCAGCGUCAGCUUAGCUGCGGACGACGGGUCUUACUGGCCCAUGCAGAGGAAGCUGUCCUUUAGCCAUGGGAGCAGAGACGCGGAGAAGGACGAAGGGCGGGCCUGGAACGGCAGUGCUGAUGCACUGUUGAGGAUGGACAAGGAGGAUCUCGGUUUGGGCUCUCGAGGCGGCCAGUCAGGCAUCCCAGUUCACUUUAGUGGCGCCACCAGCAGGGCUCUGGGUCACUGCGAGUCGUUAGCUGGUGUGGACAGCAGCCCGGGAUUCAGAGCGCUGCCCAGAGGAGGACUUCCUCUUCCCUGCCAGACCUUCCCUGCCUGUCGAAACGGAGAAGUGGGGCGGCUGGGCCGCUCCUCCUCUGCUGCUGGAGUCAGACAGGUGGGUGGAGGAGAUGUCCACAGACAGAGCAGUCUACCAGUACGAGAAGCCCUAAAUCAGCUGCACGGUGUGGCCCCGUCUCAGGCUCCUUGCAGCCCCAGCGGCCCCGGCGUGUCCCGGCAGCAGCAGCAGCUUCAGCUCCACCAGCAGCAGCUGCAGCUCAAGCAGCAGCUCCAGCAGCUUCAGCAACAGCACCACCUACAGUUGCAGUUCCAGCAGCUUGCCCAGCUGGCACAGGGACAGCCUCCCGCUGGCGGGGGCACCAUGUCGUCUACGUCGCAGACGCAGAGGGACGGCAAGCUGCUUGAAGUCAUCGAGCGUAAGCGCUGCCUGUGCAAGGAGAUUAAGGCACACAGACGGCCCGACAAAAGCCUGUGCAAGCAGGACAGCAUGCCCAUCCUCCCUAGCUGGAGACGGACACCUGAGCCUCGUAAGACUGGCACGCCACCCUGUCAGAGGCCGCAGGCCGUCGUGUGGGACACGGCUAUCUGACCCCAGGAGAAGCGGAUUACAUAAUAUCAUCUUUCAAACGGUCUGGGGAGAGAAAUUACUUUAAGGAAGACAGAUUGCAUAUCAAAUGCAAACUUUGCUAUUAUUGUAAUAGGGACUGGUUAGUUGAACUUUGACUACAAAAAGAGGUGAAGAAAUGUAGUUAUUACAAUCAGACUAAGUUCAUUUCUUACCCAACUGAUUUGUAUUUUCUCUGUACUACGUACUGCACUGAUGUGUUCUGAUUGCCAACAAGUUAUUUUUUUGCCACUAAAAACACCACUUAUUAUUGCUAAUACAGAGUGGGUUGUUUUCCUAGAUUGGUGUUGCCAAAUAUCCUCCUGACUACUUGAGACACAAGGGAAUCAUGUACUUUCUUCAACAAAGCAUCGAAACUACUCUGCAGAGGAGAGCAGACGAGACUCGUAGAUAAGUUAUCGAAGUGUUUCUUGAAAAUCGUGAAUGUAUAUGAGAUGUCUUGGUAUCAAUAGAUUGUCAUUGUGGAUGCAAAUAAUCAUCACUGAGAAGUAAAAGCUACCUACUGUGUCCGUUUGCAUAUUUGUAAUGUAAAUCUAUUUACUUUCUCGACUUUUCUGCAAUUUUACAGCAAUACGCUCUGAAAAAAAGCAAACUUUUGAGCAACAUAUUUAAAAAAUAAAUAAAUAAAUAAAUCUUGUGUCAGCUAGCCUAACAUACAUAUCUGAGACUUGAAGAAGUCAUAUUUACUGUGUCAUACUCUGCAUGUCACCAAUAGACAAGCAGUGCUGUAACCGUAAGACAAAAAAAAAGAGAGAAAACAAGGAUCUUGUCCAACAGAUCUUAACUUUACGGUCCUGUGUGGCUGUAGGAAAAAGAUAAUAGGACGAGUCUGGGGCUGGGUUAGUCCAGCCGAGUGUAGUCAGAUACAGAUCAGUGGUACACAAAACUCCAGUCAUCGCUCAUGCUUUUUAACGCAGUUGCACAUUAGCGUCCGUUCCACCGAGCACUUGACACCCAUCAGCUCAAAGACUGCGCAACACGGUGCAGCUGAUGAGACUGUGAGCAUCGAUCACCUCAACCCGAAUGCUGGAACAAUCUGCACAAAGCAUUGCUUAGAGGAGAAAUUCAGAACCCUGAUGUACUGUAAAUAGACAUGUACAAGUGUAUUGAAAAUGUAGCAAUUAUCUCCAUUUUCAUACUUGUAAUCAAUACAUAUUAUGUAGCAUAGACUGUAUAAACAUAACUUUGUUCACUUGUUUUUUUUUUGUUUGUUUUUUUUUUUUUUACUAAGAGAAUUGAGUACCUGAUGCAGACAGCCCAUGCAUUACUUAUUGUUCGAUUUAUAAACAAUGAGCCCUCUGGAGAGGAAAAAAAAAACUAAACAAAAACAAACAGUUGUUUAUAUAAUUUUAUGCAAGAUUCCCUUUAAGCUAUGUUGUUUAUUCGAUCCCCUUUUUCUACAUUCACUUUUAUUUAUGUACAGAUUUUAACAGCUUUUUUGGUCUUAACAUUUUUAAUACUUUGCUGCUAUUUCAAUACCCGUGUUGUUCAAUGGACUACAUAGUGUUGCCAUGAUAAACAUUAUUAAUAUGAUGCUUAUUGUUACAUUUUUUUUUUCUGGGGUCGGGGGUUUCCAGAAAGCCACGUGGAAUGAAGUUUGUACCUUGAAGAGUCAGCUCUCCUGUAAUAGUAUUAAGGCGCUUGAAUGUCUCUUGGUUGAUGUUUUAUUUUAAUUAUUAUUAUUAUUAUUAUUAUUUUUAAUAAUAGUUAUAGUACCAAACUGUACAGUGCAGUACAUCCAGUGAAAAAAGACCUAUUUAAAAUGUUUAAGACUCACUCUUUGGCCUUUUCCUUUUUGUUUAUGUCCAUCUGCUUGUGUUGGAGGUUUACUUUUUCUUUCUUUUUCUAAKCCUUUUGAGUCCAUUUUCAUAAAAAAAUAAAAAUAAAAAACACAGGCCAAGUUGGAGGAAAUGGGCAAGUGCAAUGCAUGCAGAGAUUCCUUACACUGAAAUGCUCCAAAUGAUACUUCCUAUUGUGCCCAGUUUGAUUUUAAAUACCAAGUAAUCACCUUAUUGUCAUGGACUGAUGCGAUACCCGAGGUACAGGCUACCAUUUUUCCAGAAUAGUUUACAGAGGCUGUUGGUUUUGUGUGUCUUCUGAAACUGUGGCCAUUAUACGAGUGCCAUAUACUCUAUUGAUAUGGUAAGAUACGGUGUACCUUGGAAAUCACUGUAGUGCUAUAUUUGCAUUGAUAUUGUCAUUGGAAAUAAAUUUUAUAUAAUGAA